Molecule: messenger RNA, 3954 nt
Organism: Sebastes umbrosus (honeycomb rockfish)
Lineage: Eukaryota; Metazoa; Chordata; Actinopteri; Perciformes; Sebastidae
Gene: pgr
Product: progesterone receptor
Exons: 9
Coding region: 379-2412 (677 amino acids)
Biological process (GO): regulation of DNA-templated transcription
Molecular function (GO): zinc ion binding; DNA-binding transcription factor activity; sequence-specific DNA binding
Source: RefSeq, a predicted model, not a curated record
UCCUUUGGACGAUUGGCUGUUUGGUCUGAAUGAGGAAAGCUAUUGGAACUCUGUGAAACAUGACACCUCCAACCAGAACAUACUUGAAUCUACUUAAACAGGCCGGCUUGAUUUUGUGAAAGAGCUCAUAAUUACGCACCUUAAUCCCUCACCAUCAACAGGCUAAAAGUUGUUUCUCUUUGUUCUGAACAGCAGUUAACUUGCAGGGAAUAGACUCGUAUGUGAAAGAAAGACGUAGUCACAGCCUUGUGUCGACUGGGAGGAGGAUAAGUGGACAGACUCUGCAGCAGCAGCAACUCCUCACACAGCGUCCAACUCCUCACACAGCGUCCAACCUCGGAGCGCACUCCCGUCUACUGUGUGCUGCGCGCUCACAACAUGGACAGUAAAGUAACCGGGAGGAUGAGCACCAUCAGUACUUCCAUCGCUGAUUCCACCGACUCAAGAGUAAGUGACUUGAUUGAAGCCGAGUACAUUAAUACCAGAUUCUCUACCGAGUCACCGUCCCAAACCUGCAUGUCGUCCUCCGUGCGUCAUUUCGGCACCGCCGGCUAUCUGUUCCACGGGUCAAAUACAAACAGCGACAGCGCCGUGUUGAAAGACUGUACCAUGCUAGAUGGCAAACACUUUUAUGACCGCAGCGGUGAAUAUCUCAAGUGUGACGGGGUGUCUUGGGGCAACUUUGUCAAAUUGCAGAGGACCAAUGUGGCCACAGCCGAAAGUUUGCAUUCACGCGCGAGUUUGAACCCGUCCCCGACAUCCGGAGCGUGUAAGUUCAUCAAAGAUGAGAAGGAGCCUUCUGUGAUUAUGGACCAGUCCUGCUCCAGCUUCGACCCAUCAGCGGAGAUAGCCGCUCUGGACAGCUGCUGUGACAGCGACACGAAGCUCAGUGACGGGGAGUCGAGCAGUUUCACCUCGGCUGCUGCUGCGGCUCCUCGACCGGUCCUGGACGGAUCUCAAAACUGUAUGAUCGAGCUGAACCAGUCGGAGCAGGUACGGGCUCUCAGCCAGGUGAGGACUGACUCCAGGUCUGGCUUGUCCCCAGCCCAGCAUCAGCAUAAGCAUCAGCAGGUGAACCAGCAUCAGCAGCAUCAUCAGCAGCAUGUGUCCAUGUACAAGAGCGAGGUUCCCCGCUGGCAGAUGCAGACGUCUCCGGCUGAGCCCCAGUACUGGUGCCCCUCAGCAGGGGGGACCGAGGACCCGUACGCUCACAGCGGCUAUGAUGGGAUCCAGAACCAGAACCAAGGCCUGGCUCAGAGGAACUCAUCACCUUUCUCCAUGUUCCCCGGUAUGCCACCUCAGAGACUGUGUGUGAUCUGUGGGGAUGAGGCGUCUGGUUGCCACUACGGAGUCUUAACCUGCGGGAGCUGCAAAGUCUUUUUUAAAAGAGCAGUCGAAGGCCAUCACAGCUACCUCUGCGCCGGGCGAAAUGAUUGCAUUGUGGACAAAAUUCGGCGGAAAAAUUGCCCUGCGUGUCGCCUCCGAAAGUGCUAUCAAGCGGGAAUGAUGCUCGGAGGCAGGAAGCUGAAGCGUUUCGGGGCCUUGAAAGCCUUGGGCAUGGCCCCGUCCCUGAUGUUCCAGUCCCACUUGGCCAUGUCCAGCGACAAUCAGGCCUUGACCUCCAUGUCUUGCAUACCAGGCAUCCGUGAGGUGCAACUCUCCCAACAGAUCAUCAAUAUCCUGGAAAACAUCGAACCGGAGAUGGUGUACUCCGGUUACGACAGCACCCAGCUCGAAGGGCCGCAUAUUCUGCUCAACAGCCUCAACAGGCUGUGUGAGAAACAGCUGCUGUGGAUCGUCAAGUGGUCCAAGUCCCUGCCAGGAUUUCGUAACCUUCAGAUCUCCGAUCAGAUGACCCUCAUCCAGUACUCGUGGAUGAACCUGAUGGUGUUCUCUCUUGGGUGGCGCUCCUUUCAGAACGUCACCAGUGAAUAUUUAUACUUUGCACCUGAUCUGGUUCUUAGUCAGGAGCAAAUGAGGAGAUCUCCGAUUUAUGACCUGUGUCUGGCGAUACAGUUCAUCCCUCAGGAGUUUGCCAAUCUCCAAGUUAGCCGCGAGGAGUUUCUCUGCAUGAAAGCCAUAAUAUUACUCAACACAGUGCCUCUUGAGGGACUCAAAAGUCAGGCAGCAUUUGAAGACAUGAGACAAAACUACAUCCGGGAGCUGACCAAGGCGAUCCACAUGAGGGAGAAGGGCUUGGUGUCCAGCUCACAGCGGUUCUACCACCUCACCAAACUGAUGGACGCCAUGCAUGAUAUAGUGAAAAAGGUCAACCUGUUCUGUCUGAGCACCUUCAUCCAGGCAGACGCCAUGAAAGUGGAGUUUCCAGAGAUGAUGACGGAGGUCAUUGCCUCCCAGCUUCCCAAGGUCCUGGCAGGCAUGGUGAGGCCCCUCAUAUUCCACACCAAGUGAUGAAGCCAGCAUAUAGACGCCACAGAUCUGCGGAGACAUCUGGUGACUGGAUUAUUCACCCCACGAUUACUGGAUUCUUUAUAGCCUUCACUAUUGUAGUCAGUCAUCUACACUUUUCCAAAUAGCCUCUAACUGUCUCUAAUGUUGAAACAGAAUGAACUUGUUCCCUAAAAAGAUGUUUUAUUAGUACAGGACUAUCUAUAAAUUCAGAGGCAUCAAUCAAUAAAGCUCCUCUGCAUCAUUCUGGUGUAUCCAACCUUCCCCAUCUUAAAGCUUGUGUGUAGAUGGUUCUUACUAGGCGAUGUACAGGAGGUUUUGAGAACCACUAGAGAUACUGAUAUUUUUACAAAAAAGAAAAAAAAAAAAGUUUGAAUAAUCAGCAUUCUCAUGAACAUUUCAUUCUUAAUAACAGCAGACAUGCAGGAGCCACUGAAACAUGCUACUACUUAAACUAAUGAAAUUCUUUUAGGGUAGCAGAGUGAUCUACUGCACCUACUUCAGGGAGGAGAAACUGGCAAGAUAACCAUCUGUAAAACAUUUGAUUAAAAAUAAAUACUUACUGUGAUCUUCAGUGAGCCAGAAAUACUUCAGUCAGAGCACACCUCCACCAUGGCUGCAUGAUACCUGAAAUGUGUGAUUUUUUAUAAUAGAACUAGGGCUGUCAAUCGAUUCAAAUAUUUAAUCGUGAUUAAUUGCAUGAUGGUCCAUAGUUAAACAUGAUUAAUUGAUCGCACAUUGCCUCCUUUGCGACAAGCUAAUAUGACAUGGUUGGUACCAAUGGAUUCCUGAGGUUUUCUAGUUUCAGAUGAUACCAGGUUAAUGCGUUAACAAAUUUGCAUUAACGCAUUACUAUUGAGUUAGCUUUGACAGCCCUAUGAAAAACACAACCGUCUAAAAGUAGGGACACAAAGAAAAAACUGUAUUUUAAUACACUUACAAUACAUUCUAUCUGUUCAACCUGUUUUACAUGUUGAAUAUAGAGUUUCUUGCCGCAGUGGGCACAAGCUAAACUCACCAACUGUGACAAAAACUUUGGACCACAGGUUUAAUAAAUCACGCUGUUUAUUUAUAGACAUGUUUAUGUACCGUCAAGACACAGUAGAUGAUUGCAAGGAAACAAGCUUGCCGUAGAAAAAGGAUGCCAAAUGAUACAAUACAUAUUCAGGAUAUGAAUAUCAUUUCCCCCUUGCAAAUCCAGACUGUGAGGGAGUAUUAUUCAGGCAUGAAGGGUUCAAGGCCACCUCGCAUUUUUUAAGAUGUAAAUGGAAAAGAACAUCCUGAUCUUGGCGAGAUCUCAAAUACCUUUCCGAAUCCAUUUUUUGGCCACCGGAGAAAGUGUUUUUUACUUUAGAGUCAGUUUGUAAUAACUGAAGAGUGAAAGUGUUGCUGAUUAUUUUCUUUCUUUUAUCUUUUUUUUUCUGAAAUAGUAUCACUGAAGUUAACUUUUUAGAUAAUUAUGGACUUUGGAAAUGUUGUGACAGUAAUAGAAAAAUUAAAUAUUAAAUGGUAUCUUUAACAUAAUAUAAUCUGAUACAUGUCUAG